UUUUAUUUUUUUUGUUUUUAAUUUGGCAGUUCUUAAUUCUCUCUCCUUAUCUGAUCUUCUUCUCCGACUUCCUGACUCGCGUCUUCUCCAUUUCCUCACCCCGAAAGAACUCUCCCCGGCGCUCUGAAAAUGGCGGCUUCUACUUCCGCGUGCUUCCGCCCUCCUCCUCCUCUCUCGGCUUCUGCCACACUCCGUCCGGCGGAGCUCAGUUCCAGCUCCGCCAUCUCCUUCCCUUUCAACCUCUCCGCCGACGUCAGAGGAUUAGGUCUCCGUUUAGCCAGCUCCCCGUCGUCUUCUCCCCUCAAGGUCGUUUGCAUGCGCGGAUCCAAAGGUGGCAAGAAAGAGAAAACGGCAAAACCCGACCCAGUUUACCGUAACCGAUUAGUUAGCAUGUUCGUUAACCGAGUCCUGAAAAAUGGGAAGAAGUCACUGGCUUAUUUCAUCAUGUACCGAGCCUUGAGAAGGGUUCAGGAAAAGACGGGGCAGAAUCCGUUGGCAGUGUUGAGGGACGCAGUGCAAGGAGUUACUCCUGAUGUAGCUGUGAAAUCUAGGCGAGUUGGGGGUGCCACUCAACAGGUUCCUGUUGAAGUAGACACGACUCAGGGCAAAGCGCUUGCGAUUCGUUGGUUGUUGGUGGCAGCUCGAAAGAGGCAAGGUCGGGAUAUGGUGUUCAAACUAAGCAAUGAGCUGAUCGAUGCCGCCAAAGGAAGUGCAGCAACAGUUGUUACCAAGGACUCCUGGGAGAAGUCAAUUCUGAAAAGCGAUACCCCGGUCUUAGUUGAGUUCCAUGCAAGUUGGUGUGGCCCCUGUAAAAUGGUCCACCGUGUGAUUGAUGAGCUUGCUGGGGAGUAUCAAGGACGAAUCCAGUGCUUCGUGCUCAAUGCGGACAAUGAUUCGGACAUUGCUGAGGACUAUGACAUUAAGGCUGUGCCUGUGGUUCUGCUUUUCAAGAAUGGAGAAAAGCAAGAGACUGUGGUUGGUACCAUGCCCAAGGAAUUCUAUGCUGCUGCAAUCGAGAGGGUUCUGAAGCCAUGAAUGCCUCUUUCUUUUCUCUUCUCCGUCGAGCAUAAUAGAAACUCGGAUCGACGAUUUCCUGUUGUUGUUUGUUUGUUUUUCUCUGGUUCUUGCUAUCAGGUGUGUGGUGGAAUUUUGUUUUGGCUUUGAGUUGUCUACUAGAACAUACAUAUAUAGAGCUGAUGAAACAUAUAUGCUCAUUGCUGGCUUCUGCAAAUAGUUGCAAACGGGUUUACCUGCACCUUGAUGUGGUUGGAAGCUUAUGACAUGUUGUGCAUCCUCUUUUCAUCUGUAUCUACAACGUUUUAAUAAAUAACCGUUGAUUUAGAUUUGAGUUCCCCUCAAACUCUAUCGUCGAAGAUCUCAUCUCUCUGUUUACUUGGGAGAGAAGUUUCUUUUGGGAUUGAAGAGUCUG
Linum tenue is the source of this 1429-nucleotide messenger RNA. The record is from the annotation of a GenBank genome assembly. Lineage: Eukaryota; Viridiplantae; Streptophyta; Magnoliopsida; Malpighiales; Linaceae.